AAAAAAGGCAAAACAGUAGUGCUGCAGUUAAAAUAAAAAUUGUUGUUUUUCAGUUUUAAAGUUUUUAUAACAACUUAAGGAAAAUAAUAAAAAAAUAAUUAUUAAUAUUUGCGUUAUUCAAUAAUAUUUCGGUGUCGGAAACCCUUAUUGAUAUUUAUUUUUUUUAUAAAUAAUAUUUAAAUUUUUUCGUACGUAUGUAUGGGGAGUACACGAUUAAAAAGAUGAAUGUAAAAAAGAAAAAUUGGUAAUAAAAGAAGGCCUUUUGUAAAGCAUGAAAAAAAUGAAUGCAGUUGUAAAGUGAAAAUCUAAUUUUUUUUAAUAAAAAAUUUAUAUGAAUUUCCAAAAAUAAAUUAGUAAAAAUUACAAAUUUGGAAAAUAAGUUUUUUUUUAAAAGUGCAAAAGAUAAAAAUUUAAUAAAUAUUACAAAAAUAUACAAAUAUAUAAGAAGUACAACACAUUUAAUGUGUUAUAAGUAAUAUAUACCCACAGCAUACAUACAUACAUAUUUCAAUUUGAAAUAGUGAUUUUUUAUGUUAUAUUAAUUCUUUACCUUGGCCGGUUUGUGCCAUUUUGUUUAGUGCAACAACAGUGUCAUAGGUGUAUAUAAAUAUAAAAUGUAAUUUUUUGAUAAAAAAUAUACCAAACAAGUAAAAAUAUUGUGUUGAGAUGAAAUUUUGAGCAUCUAUAAUUUUUAAUGGUUUUAUAAUAUUUCUAAGUUAUAAAUAUUUGUUUUCCGAAAAGAUAAAUAUUUUUUUUAAUUUGAUAAGAAAAAGGAAUAAUUAAAUAAAAUAUUUCAUGUUUAUAUGCUUGCCUGCCUAGUUAGUUUUUGGGUAACAUAUAAUAAAUGUAGCUAGCCAUUCACACUUUCAAUACGUUGCAUAUACCAAGUAAUUUUUUGGAUUUUUUCUCUUGGGAAAAAAAAUAAAUAUUUAUAAUUCAAAGGAUUAUAAGAAAAAUAAGACGCUACAGGAUAUUCGUACAUAUAGAUUAAGGCAAAUAAAAAGAUGAAAUGAUAUUCAACAAUUCAUUGUUUCAUUAUUUUAAUAUUCGAACAAAUUUGCCGAAAUAAAUGCCAAAUUGAAAAAGGAGCACAUUAAAUUAGCAGAGAAUACCUUAAAUUUUAAAAAUAUUUUCAAUAGCUUAUUCGUAAGGCGAACUUCCAAUAUAUGCAUGUACUUCCAUUUGAAUGAUCUAGUGGGACACAAAAAAAAAGCAAUAAAAUUUAAUUUUUUAAAGGAAAAAACUAAUACUUAAUUAUAAUUACUUAUAAUUUUUAUAUGUAUAUGAAGAUUAUAUAAAAAUUCAUGGUAACACUAUAAUAUUUUUUAGAUAAUUCUACAAUUUAUUUUUACAAUUAUUCUACAUACAACAUUAAUUUAUAUUUAUAAAUAAGAAUUAAAAACAAAAGAAGAAGGAAUUAGGAAAAAAUAUUUAAUAAAAAGACUUAAUAAAGUAAUCGAAGAGACUAGAACUAAGAUGAAAAUAUUUAUUUGCAAGUAAAAAAAAAGCUAAUCUAAACUGCAUAUUAAAGACUAAAUAAAGGAAUAGAAAUUUCAGUCUAAGUCAUUUUUUAUAAAUUUGCCAUUAAAUUUCUGAUUGAUUUUGAGAUUGUGAUUUAUGAAUGGAAAAAUCAACAAUUUGAAAAGAGCAAAGAAAACUAACGAAAAUGAAAAUUCUAAUUAAAAAAAUUUUUUCCGGCAUAAUUAAAAAUAUUGCUGCACUCCUUAUAUAAUAUAUAAAAAUUAAAAAAAUAUUCGCAAGGAAAGAAAAUCAAAAGAGCAAAGUGAAAAAAUGACGAUUAAAAAUAAAACACCAUCUACCAGUAAUGAAACAUUGCAAAAAAAUAUGGAUACAAAUUCUGAAAUUGAUUCUAAAUCAUUUGACACCAGAUCACCAGCUCAUUCAAUAGCUGCAACUGCAUCAAAAAUAAAUGAAAAAAUUGAAAAUAUUGCUACGAGGGACAAUAUGGAAGAAUUUCAUCAAUCCAAUUCACAAACAAUUUCUACAUGUUCAACAUCUACAAUGAAUGGUAACACUUUACCAAAUUCUGUUACAAAGUUUGCAAUACCUUGUUCUUGUGCUUACAAUUCGACAUCAACACCGAUUUGUCGUAAUAUGAAUAAGUCUUGUAAAAAUUGGUCUGUAGGUGGCGCUGCAAUAGCUCUUGAUGAUUGCGGAAGUUCUUCACCAUGUACGUCUGAUUCACUUAAUUCUAAACAUUAUCAUCAGCAGCAAAAACAACAACAAAAAAAUCAAAACAACCGAAUUAAUAGUAAUAAUGAUAGAAAAAAUAUUAAAAGUAAUAAUUGCGGUAAUUCUUUUCUAAAUUCUACAUAUGGAUUUAGUAAUGGCAAUAAUUAUAGAAGUAAUCAUAGUGGUUUUAAUACACCAGUCAAAGGCAAUAAUAGUUCAACGAAUGUUUUUAGUAAUUCACGUAUGACAACCAGUGUUACAAGUGAUUCUAGCGCUAAUGCAAAUGAAUGUCACAAAAGUAAUGAUAAUAAAAAUAGUAAUGGUAAUAAAAGUGACCAUAAUCAAUGCUCAUAUAUUAAAUCUUCGUUAUCGAUGACUUCGUUACCACCACCAGAUAAUGACUUACAACAAAAUAGUAAGGAGACAAUAAAAGCAAAAUUACAUCUUGAAAGACCAUACAAUAGUUUAAAGAAAAAGCGCAACUCAGAACGUGAUGUGUGGCGCCAUUCAUGGGGUAGUGGACACAGUCAAAGUUCAUGUAGUUUACACAGCAAUGCAACUGGUAUAAUCGGUAAAGAUGAAUUUUGGGCAGCAUUACAAACAAAUUAUAAUUAUAUUAUGGACACGAACUUAUUGGAUACAUGUAGAGAAGCAAGAUGUGAAAUUGAAGGUACAGCAGCACUACAUAUAAAUCCCAUUGAUUGUUGUGGAAAGAUGUUGCAAUCGCAAAAAACUGAAGCAAUAUCGGAGGAUCCACGAGAGUUACGAAAAUGGUUACGCGAUAUGGAAAAUAAACUUUCAACAGCUCCUUCAUUACUUGAAGCAACACAGUUGAGUAUUGAUGAAUUACAGAGGCGUUUGAAUGAUCAUUCGUGAGCACUUUGGAAGCAAAUGCAAA
Molecule: messenger RNA, 3091 nt
Organism: Condylostylus longicornis
Lineage: Eukaryota; Metazoa; Arthropoda; Insecta; Diptera; Dolichopodidae
Product: protein kinase 4-like
Exons: 6
Coding region: 1792-3069 (425 amino acids)
Source: RefSeq, a predicted model, not a curated record